Molecule: messenger RNA, 2333 nt
Organism: Paramacrobiotus metropolitanus
Lineage: Eukaryota; Metazoa; Tardigrada; Eutardigrada; Parachela; Macrobiotidae
Product: RCC1 and BTB domain-containing protein 1-like
Exons: 13
Coding region: 346-1938 (530 amino acids)
Molecular function (GO): protein binding
Source: RefSeq, a predicted model, not a curated record
UGUUAUGGUUUCAAGUCAAGCUUCAAAACAUCGAAAAUAAACAAUGAUAAUCAUUUGGGUAUUUUUCAAACUUUCAUUGCGAGUUCAAUAAUAAUUGUCCGUUUUUGUCCCUCCACCUCACCUUUUUGUAGUGAAUAGAAAUGUGAAGUAUUAGUAAUUAGCUGCUAACUUGUUACCGUUUAUUCCUAUCCUGUAGCUCAUGUGGUGCAGUGGUACGAUCUUGCGAAGUACUCCGAAGUGAUAUCCUUGGUUCAUGGUACAUCUGUCCUUUGCAUUAUUACUUACUUUUAAGCGAUUGAUGAACUGACUUAUCUGCAAUAAACAGAUAAUACGGUAACCAUAAAAAUGUCAGUUGAGAAAUGGAGCAUUUUUAAUUUGCUCACCGCUGAUGUGCGAGCGCGAAUACGACUGUUUGCUGUUUUGGGAGCAAAUGGGAACGAAGCGAUAUUCAUUACGGAUGAUGACGAAGCGUUUGGCUUUGGGACGAACUACAGCUACUGCUUGGGAUACGGCGACUAUGGCGCGACACUUGAACCGCGAAGGAUAGAUGCAUUGUGCGGGCAGAAAGUCAAAGCUUUCAGCUAUGGAGCAAGUCCGCAUGUUAUGGCCAUCACGGGUGAAGGCGCCGUAUAUGCUUGGGGCCACAAUGGACAUUCCCAACUGGGUAAUGGUACACAGUCGCUGUCCAAUGUUCCGGUAUUAUCCGGUGCGGGCUCUGGCAUGCGCAAUGUCGUCCGUGUGGCCUGUGGGAGUUUUCACACAUUGGCUUUGACCGCGGAAGGAGAGGUAUUUGCGUGGGGUCAGAAUUCCUGUGGUCAGAUCGGCUCGGGAUGCUUAGCCAAUCAAGCUCAUCCUCGAAAAGUCACUGCUUGCAUUGGGCCUUUCAAAGCUGUCGAUAUCGCUUGUUCUCAGUCUUCCUCCUUCGCAGUACUGGAAAACGGAGAGAUAUACGCAUGGGGAUAUAAUGGGAAUGGCCAGUUGGGAUCUGGAAAUGCCAUCAAUCAAGCCACGCCAAGUCGUUGUACGGCUUUGGCAGGCAUUGUGGUGACACGGGUGGUAUGCGGUUACGCACACAUUUUAGCUCUUACUGACCAAGGGCAUAUUUAUGCGUGGGGUGCAAACACUUACGGACAGUUGGGAAAUGGGACGAAGUUGAAUUCAUCGAUUCCUGUUCGAAUUGCUCCGGAUUUGGGACGUUUUAUCGAUAUCGCAGCGGUUCAUGCUGCUAGUAUUAGUGCUGCCGUGACCGAUACCGGGAAGGUAUAUAUGUGGGGUCAAGUUCGCGGGCAGUUCGUCACAGUUCCUCUGGAAUCGCCGUUUGACAAUCUUGACGAUGUUUUCGCAUGCUGUAGUCAUCCGGCUAUCACUUUUCGGGCUAUUCAAACUAAAAAGAGCAUGCUGAAAGAUUUGGUUGCUGCUGCAUUUAAUGAUGAAAAUACAGCAGAUAUUCGUUUUGUGUGCGACGAUGCGCCGGAUCGUCCGAUUUUUUGUCACAAAUCCAUCCUGAGAAUACGAUGUCUGUAUUUUCAAAAGAUGUUCGCGGAGCCAUGGAGUGACCGCGAAAAGGAAAUCAUCACCGUGCAAGAUUAUCCUUACAAAGUGUAUUUUGCCUUUUUGAAGUAUUUAUACACGGAGACCGUCAGUCUGGGGACCGAUGAAGUGUUGCAAUUAUUGGAUUUGGCUAAUGCGUACUGUGAAGAGAAUCUGAUGCAUGACUGCACAAACCUGAUCAAGCACGGUGUGGACAGUGCGAACGCUGCAUUUAUAUACGACUAUGCGCUGCGGUUUAAUGCCAAGGAACUCGAGGAGUACUGUUUCCGGUACAUGCUGAAUCAUAUGACUGAGAUUACGCAGACUAAAACUUUCUUGAAGCUGGAUGAGACAACCGUAAAGAAUUUUAUCACAAAGGCAUCACAGAAUGGAGCUUUCAGGACCUAGUAGAAGUCGCAUUAACCGAAAAUCGGUAAUUGAUUGGCGAAAUCGUAAACAGCAAAUCUUCGAAGUCAUUGUCUGUGGCAAGAUUAACAGCAUGUAUUAGUUUAUACAAUGUACUCGUAUAAGAAACGUGCUUUGGUACACUAGAGCCAUGAAUCUUACAUGUAAAAUUCUUAGAAAAUCUGUUGAUGAUUCUGAUUGCGCUGACGAAGAAAGGUCACAAUAACUUUUGUACAACGACUUCCUUGGAUGUAAUAGCAUGAUGAAUAGCUGCUGGGACUUUUUGUACGGAAUUUCAAAUGCGCUAUGUGGCAUUUAUAUUGUAUUUAUUAAUGACUCAUGCUGACGCUGAUUUCUGCAUAAAGCACACCGCGGUGACAUCUAUCCAUAAGAUUUUC